Messenger RNA from Aspergillus mulundensis, 2004 nucleotides. Its product is annotated as APC family permease. Bases 1 to 2004 code for a protein of 667 amino acids. The transcript has 8 exons. Gene Ontology annotation, cellular component: membrane. NCBI's taxonomy places the organism in Eukaryota, Fungi, Ascomycota, Eurotiomycetes, Eurotiales, Aspergillaceae. The record is from RefSeq and is a predicted model, not a curated record. Gene Ontology annotation, biological process: amino acid transmembrane transport. Gene Ontology annotation, molecular function: L-amino acid transmembrane transporter activity.
AUGAGGCUCUGUUUCGGCGACGAUGGACGUAAUCCUUCCAGCCUCGUUGACCAAUUGCGCCCUCACCGUGCCCGUUCAGAUUUCUCACUUCUGCCCGACAUCUUCCUUCCUACAUCUCUGCAUGGCUUUUACAGCUCCUUGAAUGCCUUUAUCCUCUCAAUGGACGGUUACGUCGACGCUGCUGUGGUGCCAGCGCAUCGCGCGUCCAUGGAAUCCGACAAUGAGCGGCCGCCGCGAUUCCACGAGCAGCAGCCGCUCAGAACGCUGGACGUUGCCUGCCUAAUCAUCAACAAGAUGAUAGGCGGCGGCAUAUUUGUUUCGCCGCGUAUAGUCGCUCAUCUGACGGGCAACAAGCUUGUCGCCUUGUCGCUCUGGGUUUUUGGUGGAGUGUACUCGUUCUGCAGUGUUUACAUUUAUCUCGAGUAUGGCCUCGCGUGGCCUUACAAUGGCGGCGAAUUCAUCUAUAUCUCCAAGAUCUUUCCCGUCCCUCCUCUUUUGUUUGCCUGCGCCUUCUCGUGGGUUUUCAUCGCAUUCGCAACUCCUACCACGAAUUCGAUCACCUUUGCGCGGUACAUCGACCCGACCCGAGCGAGCGAUCCGGACAUCUGGUUCACCAAGUUUUUCGCCUGCGUGAUUGUGGUCGGAAUGUGCGCGGUACACUAUCGGUUCGUGAACAUUGGCAUCUGGGCGAAUGAUCUUUUGGCGGUAUACAAGGUGCUGUUCCUGCUGGUCCUGGUCCUGGCCGGCUUUGUGGAGACCUGUCGCCAGGGAGCCGACGGUCGCCUGCUGGGGGUAGGGGACUACACCACGACCCACGGGGACCCUUCGCCGACGAAUGUUGCGCUGGCCAUCUUGCAGGUCCUCUACAGUUAUCAAGGGUGGGAAAAUGCUAAUUACGUGACCUCAGAGAUCAAGGGCGAAGGAGAGCACAAGAAGCGCAGGUUGAAGCGAGGAGCCCUGAUCGCUAUCAGCAUCGUGAUGUUUCUUUAUAUUUCGCUCAAUAUGUUUGUGUUCUUUAUCCUUGACUUUGACUCGGUUACCGACCCUGAGCAUAAUGUCGCCGCUGAUUAUGCCAUCCGGGUGUUUCGAACGAGUCAUACCAAGAUGGCAAGCCACGCUAUUUAUGUUAACAUCGCAUUGGCUGCUGCUGGCAACAUCAUCGGGGUUACCUUUAGUAACGCACGAGUGAACCGCGACAUUGCAAGGCAUCGCCUCAUCCCUUUUUACAAAUUCUUCGCUAAGAGCUCCGACUACGGGAGCACUCAAUGGGACAACCUGGGCACGCCGACCGGUGGCCUGAUACUCCAAGCUCUGGUCACCUGCAUCACCAUUGCCUCCUUCAAGCCAUUCCAAACCACACUUACCUUGUACACCUACGGGCAUGCCGUAGUGUGCUGCGCACUGGGUGUUGGGGUGUUUUUUAUCCGUAAACGAAUGAUGCAGUACGAGACCAAGUCUGCCGAUCCAGCCAGGACGGGAUAUGCAGUCCCCUGGAACUACCAGGUAAUGAAGACACGCCGGUUCCGCUACACGGCGACCGUCUUCUUUAUCAUUGUCAACCUAUUCCUCGUCAUCGUCCCGUUCAUACCCUCCGACAACCCGGACGGAACCCCCAGAGAUACACCUUCGUGGGUGCAGCCCGUUAUUGUCACUGCUCUCUAUGCCUUCGGAGCCGCGGCCGCUCUUUAUAUUCUUAUUUUCGUCGAUAGUCUUACCUUCCGCGGCAGCAACUAUAGCCUUCAUAAACCGGGCGACAUGAGCGGCUUUGUCAACUAUAAUAACCGACGGUGGAUCGUGAGAUACCCAGGAUACCCAGACUGGCCGUCAGAUCUGAAAAGCGCGCUCAAGCUGAUCCCGACGGUUCUGACGCCGCUUCCUUGGGGAACGAUCAAGGAAAGAUUUUUCAUGAACGGUGAAGCUGCGGCUGCGGAGGAGCAUAGGCGCCAGGCUGAGCAGCAACUGGGAAGGACUUACAGGAUGAAUAGUAGGGGCUUUGCUAGAUGA